UCAAAAAUAAUUUAAGUGUGCAUCAAAAACAACAACAACGACAAAGCAACCAGCCAGCGCUGUUAUGCAGUUUUAAGCGAAUUGUGGAUGCUAAAUUGAGUACCGUCAUCAGCGCCCAACGGGUAUGUCCACAGCCAAAAGGCUGGUACUCUCAUUACGCGGUCGCAAGCAUUCACAAGGCAAUACUGCGACAUCAUCGACACGUUUAGUAUCGGCUGGCACCUCCCCGGGACAUGAGCUGGACGAAAUAGCCGUUGUCUCGGGCACCGGAGGUUCCAGCCAUCAUUUAUCAUAUGGUGGUAUUGGCGUCGGUAUUGAUUUAAGUAAUGGUCCCCGUUACUCGACAGACUUACCACCAACUUCACCAAUUUCCGGUUAUUUUCAUAGUCACAAUGACGAGCAACGGAUCUUAGAUGUGGACGAGCCGGAAGCAAGUGGUCAAGCGACGAGGGUCAAAAGGCAACGUUACAGGGCAGAUAACAAGUGGAAGAAUGCAUAUAAAACGACAGAAAUAAUAACAACAUCAAGCACAAGGAAAGCAGGAAUAGCCGAUAGGGCUAACCGUGGAGCAACAGGAAGUGAAAAAAGCUCGACUAAAGUUCAAACAAUUAAAAGUAAAACUAAAAAGGUCAUAUUCAAAGCGAAAACCGCCUCAUUCAGACGCUUGAGAAUGAGCAAUAAUACCGGUGGUGGUGGUGGUGUUGUCAAUAGUGUGGGCAAGAGUGCUGGUGGUGGUCUUACUGGCAUUGGAAACAUUAGUGGUGCCUCCGCCUCUAAUACUAAUACGCAGCAUUUAUCUACACGCAAUUAUUUCUCACUCACUCGCCAGCCAUCGCAAAAGCCUCGUGCCAGCUAUCCAGAAAUAAUGCAGCCGCGUCUCUCAUUGAACGGCACUUUGCGGCAUUUAGUGCCAUCGCCACGUCCACUAUACCGCGAUCACAGUUCGCGCUCCAUACAACCACUCACAGCUAACGAGCAGCAAAUGGCCGAGUUGGAUGGCAGUUUCUAUGGCAAUACGUUGGGUUGCUUCAUCACUGGUGGCAGUAAAGGUGGCGGUAGUGGCGGCGGUGUUGGUGGUAGCAAUCGUAUGAGUUGCGGUGGUACUGCUACAGGUGGUAGUGGUGGUGGUGGUGAGAGUAAUACGGCUUUUCAUACAACAGAGUUAUCGAUAACACCGACACUAACGUGUGAUGAGCAAUAUAUCGAUUUGGGUAGUUUACGGCGCUUCUCAAUUGAUCGACAGAGUUUUCUCGAUCUCGGAUCGAAAUUUAGCAUGCCACAGCCGAAAUUCGGUCAGAGCGUCUCACAGCAAGGUUUCUUCACAUCACACGACAGCCUCGCCACACCAUGCGCAUCACGUGCCUCCAAUCCACAUGUGGCCACUGUAAGCACUGCCUCCGAAAUGGAUUUACUGCACAGCAGCAACAAACAACGUCGCAAAUCUCGCGGCCGCCUGAAAACUAUGUCUGGCGAACAACCGUUGCUCGAUUCAUGGCAACGUUCUGGAACGACGCGCGGUUCACAAGACAACACAUUAGCCGGCGGGUUGGCGGGGAGUAAUCAAUUUAGUGGGAAUUUUUGCAACGGCACUGAUAGAUAUCCCCGCUCACGUUCCGGUACCUCAACGACCACUGCCCCGCCGCAUAGCGGCCCCUCACAUUCGCAUCACUCAUCGCAUCCAUUACAUCAUUCGGCGUCGAUGUCGCAUGCGCAUCAUCAAUCGUCACAUCCAUCGCAUUUAUCAUCGACACAACAACAACAGUCCGCAUCCGCGUCACAUCAUCAGCAGCAACCACAUCGAACCGCCUCGCAACGAUUUCGUGCCGCCACUGCCUCGCGUAAAUUCCACUUUGUGUUCGAUCCAGCGGGGCGUCUAUGCUACUACUGGUCCAUGGUUGUAUCGCUGGCGUUCCUUUAUAAUUUCUGGGUGAUAAUCUAUCGUUUCGCCUUUCAAGAGAUCAAUCGCCGAACGAUUGCCAUUUGGUUUUGUCUCGAUUAUUUCUCCGAUUUCUUAUAUCUCAUAGAUAUAUUCUUUCAUUUUCGUACCGGUUAUCUAGAGGAUGGUGUAUUACAAACGGAUGCGACGAAAUUACGUCAACAUUAUAUGAAUUCGACAACAUUUUACAUUGACUGCCUAUGUUUGCUGCCAUUGGAUUUUUUAUAUCUAUCAAUCGGAUUCAAUUCAAUAUUACGUUCAUUUCGUUUGGUGAAAAUCUAUAGAUUUUGGGCAUUUAUGGAUCGUACCGAACGACAUACAAACUAUCCGAACUUAUUUCGUUCGACAGCGUUGAUACACUAUCUACUUGUGAUAUUCCAUUGGAACGGAUGUCUGUAUCAUAUUAUACAUAAGAACAAUGGAUUCGGUUCGAGAAAUUGGGUCUAUCAUGAUUCCGAAUCGGCCGAUGUAGUUAAACAAUAUUUACAAAGUUAUUAUUGGUGUACGUUAGCUUUAACGACGAUCGGGGAUUUGCCAAAGCCCAGAUCGAAAGGUGAAUACGUCUUUGUGAUAUUACAAUUGCUAUUCGGACUGAUGCUGUUCGCGACGGUAUUGGGUCAUGUGGCGAACAUUGUGACGUCGGUGAGUGCGGCACGUAAGGAGUUUCAAGCCAAACUGGAUGGCGUGAAAACGUAUAUGCGUAUGCGUCGUGUGCCCAAUCAUCUGCAGGUGAAAGUCAUUAAAUGGUUCGAUUACCUGUGGCUGACCCAAAAAUGUUCCGACGAGGAGCGAGCUGUAUCCUGUCUUCCUGAUAAAUUAAAGGCUGAAAUAGCAAUUAACGUCCAUUUAGAUACACUUAAGCGAGUUGAAAUUUUUCAAAAUACCGAAGCGGGUUUCCUAUGCGAAUUGGUGCUACGCCUGCGGCCGGUACUCUUCUCGCCCGGCGACUACAUUUGCCGAAAGGGCGAGGUUGGCAAGGAGAUGUAUAUAGUGAAUCGUGGCCGUUUGCAGGUGGUCGCCGACAAUGGCAAGACGGUGAUGGCUUCAUUGAAGGCAGGUUCCUAUUUUGGCGAGAUUAGUAUACUGAAUAUGGGCACAGCAGGUAAAGAACUUGGUAAUCGUCGCACUGCCUCAGUACGCUCGGUUGGCUAUAGUGAUCUCUUCGUAUUGAGCAAAAAGGAUAUGUGGGACGUGCUGAAGGAGUAUCCAGCGGCGCGUGUGCGACUCGAAUCGAUAGCGGUGAAACGUCUGGAGAAAUACAAAAAGGCUCCAUUAGAAAAAGUUGCCAUGGGACGCUGCCAAUCGACGCCCGGUUUGGUGGAGAGUUGUGGUCGUACAACGUUAGAGGAUAUGUGGCUGCCACCACCGGCAGCAUUGUCUUUUGCUCAGCAGCAGAAUUUUCAGCAGCAACAACAACAGCAGCCGCAAAGUGUAACUUACAGUCGCGCUCCUAGUCCCCGCUCAACCAUAACCUAUACAGAACGUAUUACACGCGCCACCGACUCACCCGGUUCGGUCAGUCCUAGUGUACAUAGUUCGGAUGAUCGGCCGCGUAGUCGUGCGACAUCGCAUCACUCAACCCGACCACAAUCGCAGCCCAGCAGGACAGGACAUAUCUGCGAUUCCAGUUCGCAUUUAGAAUGUUACGGUGGCGGUCUAUCCGUUGCCAGUGGUGGCAUCGGUGGUGGCGGCACAACACCAUUACUCGGUUCACAUGAAGCCUUAGAAGAUGAAAUCAAACGUUUACGUGAGCGCCUGCAUACAGUUGAAUCGGAAAAUCAAGCGCUAAAUACAAAACUAUCACAACAACAAUGGGAUUUGGAGAAUCGUUUGGCGGAAAUUGAAAUGCAAAUAUGUGGCGUCUCAUCGACAUCCAGCCUGGAUCCGGAGAAUGAGACCGAAGAGAUGGAGCGGAAUCGUGAGAGUAUCAUAUAACACGGGAGCGAGCUGCCCCAUCA
Messenger RNA from Ceratitis capitata (Mediterranean fruit fly), 3894 nucleotides. RefSeq lists its product as uncharacterized. The record is from RefSeq and is a predicted model, not a curated record. Lineage: Eukaryota; Metazoa; Arthropoda; Insecta; Diptera; Tephritidae. Gene Ontology annotation, biological process: monoatomic cation transmembrane transport. The transcript is spliced from 12 exons. Gene Ontology annotation, cellular component: plasma membrane; intracellular cyclic nucleotide activated cation channel complex. Gene Ontology annotation, molecular function: cGMP binding; intracellularly cAMP-activated cation channel activity; intracellularly cGMP-activated cation channel activity. Bases 125 to 3871 code for a protein of 1248 amino acids.